CGUCCGUUUUCUUGGAGUUCACGUCGAACGAGAGUGUCCGCUUCCUUACCUCGUCAUGGAGUAUUUGGACACCACCCUCGCGGGCUAUCUGCAGAAAGCAGGAAUCCCCGAGCCGUCAGUUUACUAUAACAUCUACUCAGAUGUCGCUCUGGGUCUUCGCUACAUGCACGGGCAGUCGCCGCCGAUCAUCCACCGCGACUUGUCCGCCAACAACGUCCUUCUCACGUCGUCUCUCCACGCAAAGAUAUCUGACCUGGGCGUCUCCAAAGUAUUGGACGUGACUCCGUCGGAGAAGACUCGUGUGACGAUGACUGCGGGUCCCGGGACUCACUGUUACAUGCCGCCAGAGGCACUGGUAGACGAGCCCCGCUACGACACGGCAAUAGACGUGUUUUCCUACGGGAUUCUGAUGCUCCAUGUUCUGUCCAACGAUUGGCCAGUGCCUUGUGCACCAACCAUGAUCGAUCCUAGCAACCCGAAUCGUGUUCUCCCGGUGACUGAGUUUGAGAGGAGAAUUCACUGCGUUGCAAGGAUAACAGAGGGCAUCGACCACCCUGCGAUCCCUCUCCUUCGCAAGUGUAUCCACAACAGUCCUGCCAAUAGACCCAACAUGAACACCGUCACCAGACUAGUCAUGGAGCUGCAGCUGAAAGCAGACGAAGGGAAGGUGUACCACCCGAGGCAGUCCUACGACCCCACCUCACCCAGUGAGGUGUCUCUUGGAGUUGGAGACGAUGUACGAGUCUUUAGAAACAGCCGUAAGAUGCUGAAGGCCUACUGCCUCACCUCGGGGGAGGUAGGAUAUGCUCCAGCUGACAUCCUCAGACGAUUAGAGCAGUGUCCGAGGGCCACAGCUCUGUACACAUCGCCGGCAGAGACAGGCGAGGGCCUCUCCAUCUCCCAGGGAGACACUCUCCACAUACUCUCCCUCGACAACCAAGAGUGGUGGUAUGGAGUUAACGAUGCCACUGGAAUGACUGGAUUCGUGCCUUGUACAUAUGUCUCUGAGAGUCUCAGGAGUUACAGGUGGUAUCUGGGGAACACCAGUCACUCUAAUGCCGACAACCUCUUGAAGCAGGAGAGCAACGCCACUGGUGAGUAUACCUUGGACCUUGCAUGGGCACACAGAGAAAGCAACCUUUAAGCCACUGUAAAAGAUAUGUGUACUGUCAGGUGGACGACGUUAAGGAGAUGCUGGGCUUGUUUUGCCCGCCAAUUACAAUUAAAGUAGAACGGCUACAACGAGAUACGUACUACUAGGUGCAGGGGGAAAAAGUAUCUUACUAUUCCAUACUUCAACUGUAGUCAAAGUAGUAAUAAUAGUUGGUUUGUCUCUUAUUACGCUCAUGUGCCUACAAUAAAUGCAAAAUUGUUGACACCCUCAGCUAGGGGAGCAACGAAAUUUGGACGAGAUAGGAUUAGGUUCAGCGAGUAAAAGUAUGUUACUAUUCCAUACUCCAACUGUAGUCAAAGUAGUAAUGAUAGUUGGUUUGUCUCUUAUUACUCUCAUGUGCCUACAAUAAAUGCAAAAUUGUUGACACCCUCAGCUAGGGGAGCAACGAAAUUUGGACGAGAUAGGA
Geodia barretti is the source of this 1580-nucleotide messenger RNA. The record is from the annotation of a GenBank genome assembly. NCBI's taxonomy places the organism in Eukaryota, Metazoa, Porifera, Demospongiae, Tetractinellida, Geodiidae.